AUUCCGUGGUUACAUUUCACAGGAUUUAGAUUGACGAACUCAUCGUCCCAAUAAAAAAAAAACACUUUAUCACAAAUAAUGAAUUUGGAAAAUAAAGUAGCUAUUGUCACUGGAGCUAGUGGAGGAAUUGGGCAAGAAAUUGUCAAAUCACUUUUAAAAAUAGGAAUGCAGGUUGUCGGUUUAGGAAGACAAACUGAUAAAAUAGAAUCCUUAGAUGAUGGUUCUGGAAACCUUCAUGCAUUAAAAGUUGAUAUAAAUAACGAAGAAGAAAUUAUGGAGGCGUUUAGCUGGAUUUCUUCGAAUUUGGGCGCGAUUUACGUUCUGGUUAAUAACGCUGGUGUCAUGCCGCCAUCGGGUAUACUCGAGGGAAAGUCCGAAAAUUGGAAAUCCAUAAUGGAUGUUAACGUUGUCGCUGUGGCAGUUUGCGCACGCGAGGCCAUAAAUAACAUGAAAGUGUACGACGUUGAAGGUCACAUCGUUAACAUUGGAAGUACUUUGGGCAAUUACAGCAGCCAUUUGGAAGACGUUACACUUUAUGCCGCUUCCAAGUUCGCCGUCGGCGCUUUGACCGAAAAUUUACGAUUAGAACUUAUCAGAGCCGGGACAAAAAUUAGGGUCACUACUGUGAGUCCAGGUCUUGUUCAAACUACUUUGAUUCAUAGUUAUAAAAGUAAUGUUCCUGCGGAAGAAAUUGACGAGUUUGUUAACAGCGUACCACAUCUUAAACCUGAAGAUGUAGCUAAUGUGGUUACUUUUGUUAUAACUCAACCUCAACAUCUUCAAAUUUGUGAAGUAAUAAUGAGAGCAACCGGAGAGGCCACACCUUAAUGUUUAUUAAUUAAUUUAAUCCAUUAUUUUUUGUUUCUAUUCUUUUAAUUUAAAAUGUAACAUUUUGAAAACUAUAAAUACUUUACAAUACUUAUAAAAUAAUUCCCAACACAUCUAAUGAAUGGUGUCUUUGAAUGUAAAUACGCUCGUUCAAGCACGUCUGUCAAGUUGGCAUUACAUCUUGCGAUUUGAAUUAAAAAACACUAUUGCAUUAA
Molecule: messenger RNA, 1043 nt
Organism: Onthophagus taurus
Lineage: Eukaryota; Metazoa; Arthropoda; Insecta; Coleoptera; Scarabaeidae
Product: dehydrogenase/reductase SDR family member 11-like
Molecular function (GO): oxidoreductase activity
Source: RefSeq, a predicted model, not a curated record